Helobdella robusta is the source of this 1926-nucleotide messenger RNA. RefSeq lists its product as hypothetical. Bases 1 to 1926 code for a protein of 641 amino acids. Lineage: Eukaryota; Metazoa; Annelida; Clitellata; Rhynchobdellida; Glossiphoniidae. The transcript is spliced from 2 exons. The record is from RefSeq and is a predicted model, not a curated record.
AUGCAAAAUUUUGAUAACCAACAACAGCAGCAACAACAAAACAUUUUACGGGGUUGUUCUACCAAAUUUGGAAAUGAUUUUGAGCCAGACGGUGUUGACGUCGAUAGUGGCAAAUCUAAAAAGCAGCCAUUGUUAUUCUCUUUAUUUGACAUGCGACAGUUUAAACAACAACAACAACAACAACAACAACAACAGCAAAAACAUCAACCAAAAAAUGCAAAACGACAAAGUGAGUAUAAUGAAAUUGAUGAUGCCGUGUCUAAAUUUUUAGAACUUUCUAAAUUGUCGCAACGAACGAGUUCCGUACGGAAACAUCAAAUGGAGCACAACACUGAACAACAACCUUUAUUAAUGUCGCAACAACAACAACAACAACAAUGCUCUAGCAAACAACAAAAACAGCCACAACACUCCAACAUCAGCGAACAAAAACACCCAAACCGCAAAGAAAAUGAACUUCUACCGAAACGACCGACUAUAGACAAUCAGAAGCAACCACAACGGCCUCAGCAACAGCAAGUGCAACAUCACCAGCAACCAAACAAGUCUAAAGAUAUGCUCCCGCCGUCAGUAAUGCUUUCUUUUGAUGGAGAGGAAGGCAUCGACGUCUAUAAGAACCGGCUCCGUCUCAUGAAUAAUCUUUAUCAGCAGGACAGAGAAUUUUUUCAGGCGCCUCCAAACCGCACAGUCGUACAUGACAUUCCAAAGUACGGAGCCACACGCGAUACCAACUUCACGCGCGCUCAACCACCACCACCACCAUCAGCAUCAUCAUCUUUGUCUUCCUCUACUACAACUUCCGCAACAACGACAACAUCAAAAUACAACAACAAUCUCAACAACGACAACAACUAUAAAUUAUUCUUCGACGACGACAUAGACAGCCUGCAGCAGCAACAGAAAAAAACCUCGCCACUACUACGACUCAAUCAGCAGCUGCAAAAGUCGCGCAACUUCCGAUCCUCAUCUCCAGAUAGUCAUCGCGAUUAUGUCAGCUGUUCUCUGCUGGCCAACUGGAAAAAAGAUAAAAAGUUUUUCUCGAGUAUGGCGACGACAGAAACGGCGGCGACAUCUACGACUACUACGCUUCUCUCAAUGAACACGAUAACAUCAUCACCUCAAAUUAAACUCACUCAGCUGAUUACGGCUGACGCGAAGCAGCGAAGUAGCAGCGCGGAUAGCGUCAAAAAAUUAGUCGCAAAACUAGCUCAACUUCGACCCGGCAGAAAGUUCUGGAACACGUCAACAUCUAGCAACAAAAAAUCUGUGAAUAACAACAAUGACAACGGUAAAAGUAGCAACCUUAAUAAGGAGAAUGAUAGCAGCAGUAACAGGUACAGCGAUACUAGCAACAGUGCGGAUCCAGUGGCCGCCAGCAGCGUCAACAAUCCAAAAGCAACAUCAUCGCUAUCUUCACUGAGCAAAGAUCAAAAACCUAAUCACCAUCUUUUACUUCAAAACAAACAUCAUCCCCACCAUCAUCACCACCACCACUAUCAUCAUCAUAAUCAUCAGCACGACCAACUUCUUUUGCAUCAUAAUCAUCACCAGCUGCUGCAGCAAGUCAAGCUGGCGACACUACCGACGACGACAAACCAGUUGAAGCGCUACAUGGAAAGUCAAAAAGAUCAAACUGGCAAGGAAGACGACGACUACGAUCUUAUAAACAACAGCCUGAAAACUCUGAACAACAACGUCACACAGUCGUCACUCACGCUGAACAACAUGACGCCAUGGGAGCUACCACCGAAUUACGUAGACAUGAUAUUUAGCAAGGAGCUGGAUAAAAGUCCAAAGAAAGUCGUCACAGUUGCCGUUGCCGCUGAUCAGACAAAAGUGGAAUUCCCAGACAGUGCUAUAAAUAAAGUCGGGCAUGGUUUCAGUAUGCCGCCGACCCCAACCGUAGCUACAAAACCAACUAAAUAA